Molecule: messenger RNA, 1692 nt
Organism: Penicillium bovifimosum
Lineage: Eukaryota; Fungi; Ascomycota; Eurotiomycetes; Eurotiales; Aspergillaceae
Product: Mitochondrial carrier protein
Exons: 11
Coding region: 1-1692 (563 amino acids)
Biological process (GO): transmembrane transport; translation
Cellular component (GO): ribosome
Molecular function (GO): structural constituent of ribosome
Source: RefSeq, a predicted model, not a curated record
AUGAGCUUGGAUCGUCAAGAUUCUGUCCAAAAAGAGGAGCUAGAGUGCGCACCAAAGCAUGCUCUAAACAAUCUGACCCAGUUUCCCCCUGGUUCAAACACGGUUCAGGAUGCGGAUGCUGCGCAAAGUCAGUCACUUUGGAUGCGCACCAGAAACAACCUCGCUGAACCAGUUGUGGCUGCGUUUAUGGCUGGUGGAGUAGCUGGAGCAGUUUCUAGGACCAUAGUCUCACCACUUGAACGAUUGAAGAUUCUCCUUCAAAUCCAAAGCGCCGGUCGAACAGAAUACAGAUUGUCAAUAUGGAAAGCCUUGGUCAAGAUGGGGCGAGAAGAAGGCUGGCGUGGCUUUAUGCGAGGGAAUGGAACAAAUUGCAUUCGCAUCAUCCCAUACUCUGCGGUGCAGUUUGGGAGUUAUAACUUCUACAAACAAUUUGGAGAAUCUCCGGAGGGCGAGAUGACCCCAAUGCGUCGUCUUAUUUGUGGAGGUGCAGCAGGCAUCACCUCGGUGACCAUCACCUAUCCUCUAGACAUUGUCCGAACCCGGCUUUCCAUUCAAUCUGCUUCUUUUGCCGACCUGGGGAACGAAGGUGGAAUAAAGGCUCUAUAUCGUGGCAUUGCUCCUACUGUAGCCGGAGUAGCCCCCUAUGUGGGCCUCAAUUUCAUGACAUAUGAAUCUGUGCGCACGUAUUUGACACCGGAGGGAGACGCGAACCCAAGCCCUUAUCGAAAAUUGCUCGCAGGUGCAAUAUCAGGAGCCGUGGCCCAGACCUGUACCUAUCCUUUUGAUGUGCUGCGUCGCCGGUUCCAGAUCAACACAAUGUCCGGGAUGGGGUACCAAUACACCUCGAUCUGGGAUGCUGUGAGGGUUAUUGUGGCCGAAGAAGGGCUACGGGGACUUUUCAAGGGGAUAGGGCCAAAUCUUCUCAAAGUUGCGCCUAUCACAUCGAUGGAUAUUGCGGCGUGCCUAGGCUCCAUGCUACUCGCGACUCGCGAGCCAAUGAUGGCACGUGACCAAGUGGCAAGUCCCACUCCCGGAGACUGGAGUCCCGGCCGAGAGUCAAGGAUCAAAAACUUCCUGCACUUUCCAUACGGGUGCGACAGCAAGCUAUUUUCCCAGGUAGUCGAUCAAUACACAGCCAUGGGUAUCGACCUGGACCGCCACCAUGUGCGGAGCAGCCACCGCAAGGCUCCCAAGAGCGACAACGUCUACUUGCAGGUUCUGGUGAAGCUCUACCGCUUCUUGGCUCGCCGUACCGAGUCCAACUUCAACAAGGCCGUUCUCCGUCGUCUCUUCAUGUCGAGAAUCAACCGCCCCCCGGUUUCCCUGUCUCGUGUUGUCGCCAACAUCAGCGAGGCGCAGAAGGGCAAGACCGUUGUCGUUAUUGGCACUGUCACUGACGACAACCGCCUUCUGACCGUCCCCAAGGUGUCGAUCGCUGCCCUCCGUUUCACUGCUACCGCUCGCGCUCGCAUCGAGAAGGCUGGUGGUGAGACUUUGACUCUGGACCAGCUUGCUCUCCGCGCUCCCACCGGUGCCAACACGCUCCUUCUGCGCGGCCCCAAGAACGCCCGUGAGGCCGUGAAGCACUUCGGUUUCGGUCCCCACACUGACAAGAAGCCCUACGUGGCCAGCAAGGGCCGCAAGUUCGAGCGCGCUCGUGGUCGCAGAAGAUCCAAGGGUUUCAAGGUUUAA